Messenger RNA from Carassius auratus (goldfish), 4013 nucleotides. RefSeq names its product polycomb protein suz12-A. The record is from RefSeq and is a predicted model, not a curated record. Bases 549 to 2609 code for a protein of 686 amino acids. The transcript is spliced from 16 exons. Lineage: Eukaryota; Metazoa; Chordata; Actinopteri; Cypriniformes; Cyprinidae. Gene Ontology annotation, cellular component: RSC-type complex; ESC/E(Z) complex; nucleus. Gene Ontology annotation, molecular function: chromatin DNA binding.
GAAACGGAAGGCUGCGCGAGCUCUCUCUACCAAACUUGACUCGAUGUUCAAACUCAAGGUUUUAUCAGCUGUGUGGAAUACUUUCAAGACAGAGGGCGGGUAAUAUUCACAGCACUUUCGACUUCAGGCUGUUUCUUAUAGGACGAAAGGCUUCUGGGCUUACUUGUAUAGUCUUAAAAAGUAAACAGCGGCAUCUCAUAACGACAGAAUAGCGGACCGCUCUUCAGUAAGCUCACUUUCUGCUGCGGUGGGUUUCUGUGUUGUAACGUUAGUCAGCGCUCAGCGUCGCGUGGAAUCCAGAUUAACGUUACAUAUGAUCCGAUAAGAGCUCGCGACGCGCUCGAGUCUACACGCGGAUGAGACGUUGUUGCGAAUCCCAUCCGGUCUGUAAAACAAACUGAACUGCCGGCUCGUUUAUGUUAACUGUUACUUUGUUGAGGGGGCGAACCGGUCUCGGCUGCUCUCCUCUUUGUUUGGGCCCAGAACUUGGCUGAAUCCACUGGAGUUCCGUUUCAAACGUCUCAUUCGACCGCGAACGCUACAUCAGGAUGGCUCCACAAAAGCACGGAUCUGGUGGAAACGGUUUUUACGCCAACAGCGCGAGUAAAGCGGCUAAUGGUGGAGCUCACGUAUCGUCCGGUGUUGUGAUGUCUUCAGUCAAGCGACCCAAGAUGGAGCAGGUCCAAGCCGACCACGAACUCUUCCUGCAAGCCUUCGAGAAACCAACUCAAAUAUACCGAUUUCUUCGCACAAGGAAUCUCAUCGCACCAAUCUUCCUUCACAGAUCUCUUACAUAUAUGGCACACAGAAAUUCAAGAACAAAUUCAAAAAGAAAAUACUUUAGUGUGAACGACCUGCUAUUCAAAGUAGAAAAGUCGAAAGUGGAUCAGGAAUCUCACAACAUGGCGUCAAACCUGCAGCUCACUUUUACUGGAUUCUUUCAUAAAACUGAGAAGCCAUUGCAGAACUCAGAGAAUGAAGAAAACUCAGUGUCUGUGGAAGUGCUGCUUGUUAAGGUCUGCCACAAGAAGAGAAAGGAUGUAAGUUGUCCAGUAAAGCAAGUGCCUACAGGGAAAAAGCAGGUGCCUCUGAACCCAGACGGCAGCCAGACCAAGCUGGGAGCUUUUCCCACACUGAUGGUGUCCAGCCAUGAGUUUGAACCCAGUAACAGCCACAUGGUGAAGUCCUACUCCCUUCUGUUCAGAGUGUCUCGUCCGGGGAGGAGAGAGCUCAACGGCAUGACCACCAGAGAUACCAAUGUUAUGGAAGAGCUGUCUAACAGGAAGAAGAGAUACUGCUCUAAUCAGGAUGACGGAGAAACUACAUUUGUGGCACAAAUGACAGUUUUUGAUAAAAAUAGACGCCUACAACUUUUGGAUGGUGAGUAUGAAGUCUCCAUGCAGGAGAUGGAGGAGAGUCCUGUAGGCAAGAAACGGGCAACGUGGGAAACCAUACUAGAUGGGAAGUGGCUUCCACCCUUCGAGACCUUUUCUCAGGGUCCCACACUGCAGUUCACUUUGCGAUGGACUAAUGACACGGCUGACAGAGGAACAGCCACAGUGGCCAAACCUCUUGCCACACGCAAUUCUGAAUCCAGCUCAGUAGACGGCAGCAAGCCUAGCAAUGUAAAGCCUCCACAGGCAGUAGCUGUUAAUGAUUCGGUUGGUGCUGAUCUACCAAUCAGAAGAGAACAAACUCAUGUUGAACCUCGUCAGAAACUACGUGUUUAUUAUCAGUUCCUAUACAACAAUAACACACGGCAGCAGACGGAGGCCAGAGAUGACCUGCACUGUCCCUGGUGCACGUUGAACUGCCGUAAGCUCUACAGUCUCCUCAAGCACCUCAAGCUCUCGCACAGCCGCUUCAUCUUCAUCUAUGUGCCUCAUCCUAAAGGAGCCAGGAUAGAUGUGUCGAUUAAUGAAUGCUAUGACGGCUCUUAUGUGGGCAACCCUCAGGACAUCCACUGCCAGCCCGGCUUUGCCUUCAGCCGUAACGGCCCCGUGAAGAGGACUCCAGUUACACACUUCCUUGUUUGCAGGCCCAAGCGCUCAAAGCCCAGCCUCUCAGAGUUCCUGGAGUUAGAGGAUGGGGAACAGGAGCAGCAGCGGACGUACAUCAGCGGCCACAACCGCCUGUACUUCCACAGCGACAGCUGCGUGCCUCUUAGACCACAGGAAAUGGAGGUGGACAGUGAGGACGAGAGGGAUCCGGCAUGGCUCAGGGAGAAAACCGUUAUGCAAAUCGAUGAAUUCAUGGAUGUCAAUGAGGGAGAGAAAGAGGUCAUGAAACUGUGGAACCUGCAUGUAAUGAAACAUGGAUUCAUAGCUGACGACCAAAUGAAUCAGGCCUGCAUGUUGUUUGUGGAACAUCAUGGCACCACCAUCAUUGAGAAGAAUCUGUGCCGGAACGUUCUGCUCCAUCUGGUCAGCAUGCACGACUUUGGCCUGGUAAAUACGGUGAGCAUAGAUAAGGCCAUGGCUCACCUGAGAGAUCUGAAACAGCAAAAAGAUGGCCAGGAGCAAUCCAAACCUCAAGACAAUGCUGAUGGUGGAUCCAGAGGUGAUGGUGAAGCCAGUGUAUCAAACUUCAUCAAGACCCAGAAUCACUGAAACUCCUCCUCACUCUCUGCGUUGAAUUGAGUGUCAGCGGGCAUCAGGCGUCCCCUGGAUCUGACCAUAUUCUGCUCGCACCAGCGUAAAAGUUGAUGUCGAGUUAGAAACGAGUUAUGUGGUUUGACGGCCACAUACUAAUUUUGGCCUGAUGUCAUCUGAGUUCAGAGCACUCUUUACUAGAUUCAAAUUACUUGAAGAUGCCAUUAGUCUUUAUGAUGGACUGUACAAGCAGGUCAGAUUUUUCUCAACCCACAUUACCCUGUAGCUCUAGCUAAUUUUUAGCACUUGUUUUAGGUGCCUGUUUUUAAACGGACUAUGAGAAGAUUUUUUUAAUAUAUUUUGAAAAUUGAUGGAUGGAAUUUUUUUUUUUUCAGCAUUUCAGUUUGUGCCACCCCAAGGUUUUUGUUUUCCAUUUUUAAUUUGUUUGGACCAAAGUUUUGUUGGUCUGUUCUUGGUGGCUUAGUAUCCACUUUACUGUUGCACCACACUUGAAGACUUCACAUUGGCUCUUUUUUUUUUUUUGCAUCAGUGCUGCAGGCCAUCUGAGUUUACACUGCAGUUGUUCAAGUUUUUUCUAGCCUUAAUUCCACUGAACUUGCAACACAAACAUACAGGUACAGGGUGCUACAACACAGUGGGGUGGGAGAUGUCUUGCAGAAAUGUUUACACUUGCUUUAUCCAUGGAAACAUGGACUCUUUAGCAGGGUUUGAACUUUUGGUUUAAAUCAGUGCAAACAGGUAUCUUUAUUCUUGUUUGAAUAAUUUUAAUGAUGCUUUACUGCACACAACACCGUGUCCAGUUCAACACAUACGUUUUAUCUCUGUGCAUCUGCUCGGCUGUGUCCAUCGAUAUACUUUGUUUCCACUUGUCCUUCAUGGUGCCUAUUUGUUUAAUUUUCAGGUGUUGAGGAAAACCUGUUUAACAUGUACAUAAGUUUAGUGACAUGAUGGAUUUGCUGAUGGUGACUGCGUUCCGGAAGGAAUAUUAUUUUAGACCAAAGUGAAAUGGCUAUAAUGUUUGUCUAGUUGGCUUCAAAUAAGAAAUGAAAGUUUUCAUAGUGUUUUUUUGUUUUGUUUUUUAUGCAUCGGUUUUAAAAGAAAACUCUCUCUUUGUGAAUCAUAACUGCUUUAUUUUGCUAAAUCUGCACUGGGUUAAAAAAAAGAUUUUUGAUCAAUUACUUACUGGCUGAAACCGUUGCGUAAUUGCAAUUUGUGUAACACUCUUAAUACAGCAAUGAUUAGACAAUAUGUGGAUUACUGAUUGAAAGGAAUGUCAAAAAAAUAUUUAUCUUGAAUAGAAACAUUAUCAAACUUGUUUCUGAAUUAUGCUGAAACGUGCUUGAGGUUGCUCUUUAUUUAAAAUAAAGAUUCUUUUUUGUUUGUUUUACAACUGAUACCUCA